UUAUACGACAGUUUCGCUUAUCAUGUAAUUGUUGCUGCAAAACAUUACACCCGUAGUUUGAAAUUCUGUUUCGUUGGCUGGAAACUAAAAGCACAGCUUGGAUCUUACGGUAGAAUGACGAGUGGACAACGGGUUACGAUGUUAAUAUACCCAGCAGAUAAAGAAUUCAUACGAAAUUCAACUUUAAACUAUCCGAACAUCGAGACUGGUGGAGAUCUGUUUGGAUUAUGGCAAAGCGAAAGCGAGGUUGUUGUUCAACUUGCUACCGGGCCGGGGCAAAACUGCCACCGUACACAAACCGCGUUCUUUCAAGAUAAAACAUAUCUCAGUCAGGUUGGAGGCUAUUUAACAACCGCCAAAGGUCUUUGCAAUAUCGGCGAAUGGCAUUCGCACCAUCGUCUCAAUUUACCGGAACCCAGCGCCGGGGAUAGGGCUACAGUAUGGAGAAAUAUGCCCGGGUGUGGAUUGAAGAGAUUUCUACUUGUUAUUGCGACGAUUACACCGACGAGACAGGUCAAUAUAAACGGGUUUAUGUUUACAGCGCCUGAAAAUGGACGUUCACACGGGGGAAUGGAGCACGUUCAAACUCGGGUUCUCAACGGACCGAAUCCGUUCCGAAAGCAUGACGAAGUUUUGUCGGUGUUGCGCGAGGGUAAGGAGGUAGCCCCAUCAGGCCAAGACGCAUUGGAUGACGAAAAUGACGAAACGCCGAGUAUUGGAUCACAAAAGCCGAGACGUGGCAACUCUGUCCUGAAUGUAUUGAAGGGAAAAAAUUCAGGAAAGUACAAGAUAAAAAAACCGAAGAAGCAAAAGAAGCAGAAGAAUGCAAAGAAAAACGAUAGUCAGCUAAAUGAGAAACCGAUAAAGAGAAAAAAGAAAUUUCCCUUCAGUUUUGGGAAAAAGAAGGAUUACAAAGAGUUACCAGAUAACGGUGCAACCUCGGGAGAUUUUUCUCAGUCGGACUUUCAGAGUGAUCCGCCUGCACCUGAAGUCAGUACUCAGAGUAGCAACAAUAUUGAUGCCCAUUACAAUGGUCAGACAACACAACAACCCACGCCAAGCCAUCCGCAAACAAAUCGCACGAACGCUCAGAGACAUGCAUCGUACGUAUAAAGUUGUCUAUCAGAUGACCUCGAACAUUUAAGGUGGCGAUCGUCUGCAUUGUUAUUUUUACCAUUAUUAUCGCAUAAAUUAUUUGUGCACAUCAACACAUGUGUCAUUGUGUCUGUUAUACCCACUGAUCUAGAUCAGUGCUUACACCUGGUAACUCGCGGAUCGAAAUCACACCAGUUUAUAGGUUCUAGCACUGUGUAUUUAAACAUAAUUUUCAUCACUUGCGUUUUUUAGUCGACACGUAGUUAUAUCUUAUAUAAUUGACCCUAGAAGUGGUUACGUCACAAGAUUUUCAAUCCAUCUAAACAUUAGGUAUACGCGAUGCAAUGUGGGAUACAAGUGGGUCAAAUAUAUAGAUAUAGGAGAUCACAAAUAUCCAUUGUUUGACAGUGACUUAACGACGUAAGGACUUCUAAGGUCAAGUAAAAACAAGGUUUGUCUGUGUCAUAGAUACAGCCUGUCAGUGGUUUGAACUUCGAAGAACACUUUGAAGUUUGAAUUGGUUUAAUUAAUAUUUUGAAUAUAAAGAGUAAAUAAGAUGAAAUCGUGAAGGAACUUAAACACUUUUGGCAAAUCCUUGUUAAUGUUGUAAAUUUUCAAUAUAUAAUAAAAUACUGUAG
Messenger RNA from Paramuricea clavata, 1733 nucleotides. Lineage: Eukaryota; Metazoa; Cnidaria; Anthozoa; Malacalcyonacea; Plexauridae. The record is from the annotation of a GenBank genome assembly.